ACAUGAAGUUCUACGUCAUCGCCUUGGCCUUUGUCGGCAUCGCCGCCGCUGACGUCAGUCACCUUAAGUUGGGCUUGUCCGCCGAUGGAGGCUAUGGACUCUCCUCCUCUUCCUCCUCAUCCUACUCGUCUUCCUCCUCCUCGGAGGUGGUGCCAGGUGGCGAUUCCAGCUCCUACCAACCCGCUGAAUACACCCCUGCUUAUCUGAAGCAGUCCUCCUCUGCCGCUGCUGGUGCUGAGGUUGUUCCUGGCGGUGAUUCGAGCUCUUACCAACCCGCUGAAUACACUCCCGCCCAUCUGAAGGCUGCUGGGGUUGUUCCUGGUGGCGAUGCCAGCUCUUACCAGCCCGCUGAAUACACACCCGCUCAUCUUAAGGCAUCCGUCCCAGCAGCGAUUGGCGCUGAUUCUUAUGCACCAGUUCCCGCUGCUAUUGGCGCUGAUACCUACACGCCGGAGAAGUUCAUCCCCCAGGCUGACCAAGAGGCCCACUACAAGUAUAUCCAGGAGCAACAGCAGGAGCAGGAGGCUGUUGUACCCGGGGGAGAUUCUAGCUCUUACCAACCCGCUGAAUACACUCCCGAGCACUUGAAAUCCGCUGAGGUUGUUCCUGGUGGCGAGGCUAGCUCUUACCAGCCCGCUGAAUAUACUCCCGCCCAUCUCAAGGCUGCUGAGGUUGUUCCCGGUGGCGAUUCGGGCUCCUACCAACCCGCUGAAUACACCCCUGCCUUUCUCAAGCAAUCCUCCCAAACUUCUGUUGCCGCUGAGGUUGUUCCUGGUGGCGAUGCCAGCUCCUACCAGCCCGCUGAAUACACACCCGCUCAUCUUAAGGCAUCCGUUCCAGCAGCGAUUGGAGCUGAUACCUAUGCCCCAGCUCCCGCUGCUAUUGGCGCUGAUACCUACACGCCGGAGAAGUUCAUCCCCCAGGCUGACCAAGAGGCCCACUACAAGUAUAUCCAGGAGCAACAGCAGGAGCAGGAGGCUGUUGUACCCGGGGGAGAUUCUAGCUCUUACCAACCCGCUGAAUAUACUCCCGCCUAUCUUAAGCAGACCUCUUCUGCCGCCGCUGCUGCAGAGGUUGCUCCUGGUAGCGAUUCGAGCUCCUACCAGCCCGCUGAAUACACUCCUGCCUAUCUUAAGCAGUCCCCUUCAGCCGCAGCUGUGGCUGAGGCUGCUCCUGGAGGCCACGCUUCCUCCUACCAGCCCGCUGAAUACACUCCCGUUCAUCUUAAGUCUUCCGCUCCAGCAGCAAUUGGAGCUGAUACUUACGCGCCAGUACCCGCUGCUAUCGGCGCUGAUACCUACACGCCGGAGAAGUUCAUCCCCCAGGCUGAUCAAGAGGCCCACUACAAGUAUGUCCAGGAGCAGCAGCAGCAGCAGGAUCAGGAGGCGGUUGCACCCGGCGGAGAUUCUAGCUCCUACCAGCCCGCUGAAUACACCCCAGCUUACCUGAAGCAGUCCGUUGUCGCUUCGGCCGGCUCUUCGGUUGCCUCUGGAGCUGCGGUCCACAGCAGCUACGUUCAGAGCCAGGUCUCGUCCGUCGUUCCCGGAUCCGAUGUCAGCAGCUACCAGCCUGCCCAUCUGAUCGCCGCCUACGUCAAGGGACAGGCACCCGCCGCCAUUGGAGCCAACACUGUUACACCUGCCCAUCUGUACGAGGAGCCCGCUUCCAAUGGCAUCGAGGAGUUCAAUGCCGAGACCCAUGUGCCCCAGGCCAUUGGUGGCGACACCAUCACUCCUGCCCACCUGCAGGCCAGCUACUCGAAGGCCGGCCACGAGACCCAGUACGCCUCCAACGGAGGUUAUGUUUACUAAGUUUAAGUUCUAAGA
Molecule: messenger RNA, 1826 nt
Organism: Drosophila biarmipes
Lineage: Eukaryota; Metazoa; Arthropoda; Insecta; Diptera; Drosophilidae
Product: spidroin-2
Exons: 2
Coding region: 3-1811 (602 amino acids)
Source: RefSeq, a predicted model, not a curated record